AUGAGGGUCCUAGCCCCGGCGGCCCUCCUCCUCCUCCUGCCGCUCCUGCCGCUGCCCUGCUCGUGGGCCGGCCCCAGGAAAGGGAAGGGCAAGAGCCCCGUAGUCUUCCCCGGGGACGCGGUCAGCCGCAUGACGGACCGGGAGCUGGCCGCCCGCUACCUCCAGCUUUGCGGGUACUUGACGGCGACCAACCCCGGGGGGCAGGUGAAGCUGAGGACCCCCGUCAAGGCGAUGCAGAAGCAACUGGGCUUGCCGGAAACAGGGAAGCUGGACGCCCCCACCCUCACGGCCAUGCGGGCGCCCUGCUGCGAAUUCUCGCACGUGGCUCUCUUAAAGACCUUCCAGGACUACUCCAAGUGGAACCACACAGCCCUCACCUACCGCUGCAGAGACCACACACCAGCCCUGGAUGUCUCCCGUUCAGCUUCGGGACCUGACCCCUCCAAGGCUCCAGGGAGUUCUGCUCGGCCGGUGAAAAAGCUGCGGCCCAAGGGUGGCCCCUCCGUAUCCCGUCCAGGCCCAGCUGUGAUUGGAGGGAACUCCCAGGGCCAGCCCUGCUCCUUCCCCUUCAAGUUCCAGGGCCAGAUGUACAGCAGCUGCACCACAGAUGGACGUGCCGAUGGGAAGCUCUGGUGCGCCACCACCAGAGACUACGAUGCAGACUGGAAGUGGGGCUUUUGCCCUGACCAAGGCCCAGGCGUGAUUGGAGGGAAUUCUCAGGGCAAGCCCUGCUCCUUCCCCUUCAAGUUCCAGGGCCAGAUGUACAGCAGCUGCACCACAGACGGACGCAGCGAUGGGAAGCUCUGGUGUGCUACCACCAGAGACUACGAUGCAGACUGGAAGUGGGGCUUUUGCCCUGACCAAGGCCCAGCUGUGAUUGGAGGGAACUCCCAGGGCAAGCCCUGCUCCUUCCCCUUCAAGUUCCAGGGCCAGAUGUACAGCAGCUGCACCACAGAUGGACGCAGGGAUGGGAAGCUCUGGUGUGCCACCACCAGAGACUACGAUGCAGACUGGAAGUGGGGCUUUUGCCCUGACCAAGGCCUGGCUGUGAUUGGAGGGAACUCCCAGGGCAAGCCCUGCUCCUUCCCCUUCAAGUUCCAGGGCCAGAUGUACAGCAGCUGCACCACAGAUGGACGCAGCGAUGGGAAGCUCUGGUGUGCCACCACCAGAGACUACGAUGCAGACUGGAAGUGGGGCUUUUGCCCUGACCAAGCUUCGGGACCUGACCCCUCCAAGGCUCCAGGGGGUUCUGCUCAGCCGGUGAAAAAGCUGCGUCCCAAGGGUGGCCCCUCCGUAUCCCGUCCAGGCAUGGCCGUGAUUGGAGGGAACUCCCAGGGCAAGCCCUGCUUCUUCCCCUUCAAGUUCCAGGGCCAGAUGUACAGCAGCUGCACCACAGAUGGACGCGCCGAUGGGAAGCUCUGGUGCGCCACCACCAGAGACUAUAAUGCAGACUGGAAGUGGGGCUUUUGCCCUGACCAAGCUUUAGGACCUGCCUCCUACAAGUCUCAAGGGGGUUCUGCUCGGCCGGUGAAACAGCUGCGGUCCAAGGCUGGCCUCUCCGUCCACCCUUCAGCCACCACCGUGUUUGGAGUCAACUCCCUGGGCCAGCCCUGCUCCUUCCCCUUCAUGUUCCAGGGCCAGAUGUACAGCAGCUGCACCAGAGAGGGACGCACCGAUGGGAAGUUCUGGUGCGCCACCACCAGCAACUAUGAUUCAGACAGGAAGUGGGGCUUUUGCCCUGACCGAGAGCGCUCCAACAGGAAUCUUAUGGUCCCAGUUUUCACAGCUUGUGAGUAGCCAAAAAAAAAGCUUUCUUCGGACAUAAUGAGGAAAUUGAGAAUUCCAUGAGGUCGACAAAGCGCCUCUCCUUUCUUCACCACCCCUCCAAGGUGGCUUUGAUGCCGUAAGUUCUCCCGACAGCAGUUGCUGGAUAGAUUUCAUGGAGCUCAGCAGAAAUCCAGCUGUUCUUGCCUCGACGUCAACCAGAAGUCUGCACUUUGUCACCAUCUCUGACUGGCUGCCAUACAGCCCCCACUUUUCCUCUUGAACGCCUCUGGAUUUCAUUUCUUUGUCCAUGGCUUCUUUCCACUUUACUUGUUUAAAUUUAGGUAAUGCCAAUACUGCUUUAUAAUUUCUUGGCUCCUACCAUACAUUACACACUUUUCCUGGCAGAAUACCUGUCAGGUGGAAUCCUAUUGUUCCAUCGCUCUGACCUGUGUGCCAUUGACUGCUGCUGUGUUUCAACCCAACAGCUUUUUCAGCUUCUCCUACCUGAAUGCUGACAUCGUCACCAAGUGAGUUACCAUCACUAAGCGAGUUACACUCACUAAGUUGAUCACCAUCACUAAGUGAAUCAUUCGAAAAAAUUGCAUCAAUUCUUUUUCAAUUUUAUUUAUUUUUAUUUUAUUUUAUUAAAUUUCUAUACCGCCCUUCUCCCGAAGGACUCAGGGUGGUGAACAGCCACGAGAUAAAACACAUAAAUACAAAAAAUUUAAAAUGAAUUAAAAACGAAUUAAAUAAUUUGGCUGAAUUUAAAA
This is a messenger RNA of Pantherophis guttatus, 2537 nucleotides long. NCBI's taxonomy places the organism in Eukaryota, Metazoa, Chordata, Lepidosauria, Squamata, Colubridae. The record is from RefSeq and is a predicted model, not a curated record.